Molecule: messenger RNA, 1551 nt
Organism: Arachis ipaensis
Lineage: Eukaryota; Viridiplantae; Streptophyta; Magnoliopsida; Fabales; Fabaceae
Source: RefSeq, a predicted model, not a curated record
AUGCGAGGAAGCGUUCAACCAUUUCAAAAAGAUACUUGCAACACCGCCUGUGCUCGUAAACCUGUUGGUCGGAGAACCGCUUUACCUGUACCUAGACCGCUCUACCUGUACCUGGCAGUAACGGAGGAAGCGCUGGCGGCGGUCUUGGUGCGGGAAGAAGCAAAAGCCCAACAACCAUUUUACUUUGUGAGUAAAGUGCUGCAAGGAGCAGAACUUAGGUACAGCAAGUUGGAGAAACUGGCACUAGCGCUCCUAACCUCUUCCCACAGGCUACGGAAAUACUUCCAAGGUCACCAAGUGGUCGUAAGAACGGACCAGGGAAUCCGUCAAGUGCUCCAAAAACCCGACCUAGCGGGAAGGAUGAUGACCUGGGCCAUCGAGCUAUCCCAAUAUAAUUUAAGGUACGAGCCUCGACAUGCAAUCAAGGCGCAAGCAAUGGCAGACUUCCUGGUGGAAGUAACCAGAGACCCAACCGAGGACACGGGCAUACGGUGGAAGCUCCAUGUAGACAAAGCCUCCAACCAAACGUCCGGGGGCGCCGGGAUCAUCUUGGAAAGCCCGACCGGGGUUAUUUACGAACAGUCGGUCAAGUUCGAGUUUUCAGUAUCGAAUAACCAAGCAGAAUAUGAAGCCCUCCUAGGCGGCUUGAUCUUAGCCCGGGAAGUCGGGGCUACGAGGAUAGAAGUAUGCAGCGACUCACAGAUCGUCACGUCGCAAGUAAUUGGAAACUACCAAGCUAGAUAUUCACUAUUACAGAAGUACUUAGAGAGGGUUAAAGAACUGAGCAAACAGUUUGAGGAGGUCACGGUCCAACACGUUCCAAGGGAGAGGAACACACGGGUAGACCUCCUAUCCAAACUUGCGAGCACGAAACCCGGAACCAGCAACCGCUCCCUCAUUCAAGGCAUCACGAGAGAACCAGCGGUUGCCCUCCACCUGACCAAGAUAAGCCCCUCCUGGAUGGACUCCAUCACCGAUUUCUUGCAAAACGGCAAACUCCCGAGAGGCGAGAAGGAAGCUAAAACAUUAAGAAGGGAGGCUGCCAAAUACACGGUCAUACAGGGCCAACUGUUCAAAAAGGGACUUAGCCAACCUCUGCUGAAGUGCCUACACCCCGACCAGACGGACUACGUGCUCAGAGAAGUCCACGAGGGGUGCUGUGGCCACCACAUUGGGGGCAAAGCCCUAGCAAGGAAGCUCAUUCGAGCUGGAUACUACUGGCCAUCAAUGAUGGAAGACUCCAAGGAGUUCGUGAAAAAAUGCGUCAAGUGCCAAGAGAACACUAAUUUCUACAAAGCACCAGCCACCGAACUAAGCCUGAUAACGUCCUCCCGACCCUUCGCACAGUGGGGAGUCGACCUCUUGGGACCUUUCCCGGUUGACCCAGGGCAAGUCAAUUAUCUCAUAGUCGCUGUCGACUAUUACACCAAAUGGAUAGAAGCCGAGCCACUGGCCACUAUCUCCUCGUCCAAUUGUAGAAAGUUCAUGUGGAGGCAGGUGAUAACUCGGUUCGGUAUCCCGGAGGUCGUCAUUUCAGACAACGGGACGUAG